AAUUGAGCUGCAUUGAUCAGUAGAUUCAGUACACACAAAUAAAUUUGAAAAAAAUUAAAAAGUGAAAAAAAAAAAAUGGUUUCAGAAAUGUCAAGUUCGAAUCCUACCGAUGGAGGUGCAGCUGCCAAUCUGCCACGCACAUUCAAGUAUUUGUUAGCUACGCAGUUUCUGUCAAGGGGAAUCCCUUUCAUUUUCAAUUCAUGGAUUGUCAGACACCUCUCUGAAGAAGAUUAUGCGGUAAUUGCUUCUUUCACAGCUCAAUUUUUUAUGUUUUUCACGUAUUGGGAAGGCACUGGAAGGAUUCCGGAGAGCGUGCAUGAGGGCAGAUUUCAGGUGGGAAGCGUGAAUGCUUCAAAUAUGGUGUUAUUAUCUUCAAUACGUGCUAAGAAGCUGAUGAGACUUGGGUUCUUCAUAAAAAUUCUCGUCCAGAUUGAGAUUUCUGCAUCUUGUAGUCAUAAUGGUUCAGCUACAGAAGCAAAUGCUGCUAAACUGUUGAAAGUGGCCUGGAUGACUUCCCCGUUAGGGAUACUGGUGACAUUUGCAGCAUGUUUGUUUGUAUUCUGGUGGCAAGGCCUAAGUUACUCUAGUCCAUAUGCAAAAGCUAUCUUGAUUAAUGGUUUUGCAUGCAUAAUUGAGCUGCUGGCAGAGCCUCUUUAUAUUUUGUCCCAGAACUUGGUUCUGCUCAGAUUGCGUCUUAUUGUUGAAGCUGCAGCCACUCUUUUCCGCUGUAUUGUAACUUAUGUCCUCAUCUUGAAGCAACCGAGCCUGGAGAAAGCAAUUGUAUUUUCCUUAUCACAGGUUGCGUAUGGAGCAUCCAUUUUCUUAGGUUAUUGGGGCUACUUUCUUUUAUUUCGAGUUUAUAGAACAACCGUUCUGUUUCCAUUAAGGAUAGGGAACAAAACAGGGUAUGACACGCUUGCAAACAUGUGUAUGAUUUUCACACUUCAAUCCUUCCGAAAGUUGAUUCUUCAGGAAGGUGAAAAGAUGGUCCUUGUAUGGCUGGAUACACCAUAUAACCAAGCAGUCUAUGGGCUCGUGGACAAAUUAGGGAGCUUGGUUGUGAGGAUGGUUUUUCUUCCUUUUGAAGAAAGUUCCUAUGCUACUUUUGCAAGGUCUGCAUCAGGUGAUUACAAAGAGAAAAAGAGGAACCUGGCAAGGAGUCUGACUGAUGCGCUGAAGCUUGUUUUGCUGAUAGGUCUGGUUGUGAUCGCAUUUGGUCCAAGCUACUCUUAUUCUCUCAUCAGGUUGCUAUAUGGUAGGAAAUGGAGUGAUGGAGAAGCUUCGACUGCACUCCAGUGUUAUUGCCUUUAUGUGAUUGUGUUAGCCAUGAAUGACAUGAUCUUCAGGAUAAUUUAUUCAGCAAUUUUCAUCAGAAAAUAUUUCAAGUCCUCUCAGGACUACUCGUUUUCCUUUAGAGCUUGCUGGCCCAGUGGCUCCCUACUUCUGCUGAUCUCAGGUGUAGGCACUUUCAUCCUCGAAAGAGUAUAUCUUAACAAAGAUAACUUCUGGUCAACCUUUACAGUCCACUUGUCCUUCGGGCUGGCAUGUUUCAGUGUAGCAGCUUUUGUGAUAUAUCAGAAAGAGAAGCCAUUUAUUAAAAAAAUCAUACAUUUCCGUGAACAUGCUGAUUGAAGCUAACUGAUGACAGAAGAAUUAUUAUUGAAGAGAAGACUGGAUUGAUUAUUAGACAUCUGAUGAAGCAGUAUACUUGAUAGUCUCGUUAUUUUCUGUAAAAUCAGUGAAAUUUUGUGGAUAUUGUUUGGAACAUGUCUAAUAUGUGUCACAAUCAAAUGGAACCAGCCUUCCAUGGUUGAUUUUUUUGAUUCUGUGUAUGUUCCCGAUUUUCGGGACAAAAGAAAUAGAAAAUAUUGUGAACGCCCAAACAAUUGAAGCCCUCUUUUUCCUCGACACAUAGACGCCUCUUUCUUUCAUGUUUUGUUUCUCCGUGUUGUUUUCUCCUCCUCUCAACUUUUUUUAGUUGGCCUUUAAAUUUGGGAUAUUAUUUAUAUAUACUGUUGACUUUUAAAGAUUUAUAAUAAAGAACGAUAUGUUAAAAUUAUGAAUUGAAUAAUUCAAAGAAAAAUUAAUUAUAUCUUAUUUUUAUGUAUAUGUAUAAACCAACAAGUAUCGAGAUUUUAAAAUUUUAAAUUAAUUAUUUUAGUCGAGAUUUUAAAAUUUUAAAGUAAUUAUUUUAUCAAUAUCACAUAGCAUAGCAGAUUAUAUAAAAGCAGAGAGAAAAUUCGGUAGAUUAUGAUUAAAAUUAGGUAAAACUAGAAGCCAAUAAGAUAAAAUACAAAAAACAACGAAAACUAGGGCUUUUGUAAAACAUAACAUUGUUAUACGAUUUCGUCAUACCGUCAAAGCAAGACAAAGGUAGGGGCAAAAUUUAUGUAAACUAAGCUAGUUUGGAAAAUCUCACAAUUGGACUGGGAAGAAAGUCACCAGGCUACUCUUUCCUUUAAACAAUGGUGGUUGCAGAUUUGUACACUUGACAAGACAGAAAUUUCUGAAGCCAGGACUCAACUAUCAACAUACAUAUUAUGGUGGUUGUGGAGGUCUAAGUAUCUAUGGCUAUUUGAAAGAGUGUGGAUUUCUAAAUUGAUGGUGGCUAAAGGUGCUAAGAAAGAAUGGCAGGAGUUAUCCUCUGUAUCUGGUUUGCUGUAAUGUCCUUUGUUUUUGUCUGUUUUAGUUAUUUUUGUUAUUGGAGUGGGCGUUUGUUUUCAGGGGUUUGGGUUUUCUAUCCUCAUUGGUUUGUUAGCUUCUCUGUAGGGCUGCUGGUGUUUCAGUGAUUUGUGUGAGUUUGCUGUUGGAGGUUGUUACCGGCUAAAGGCUUCAGGGUGUUAGACCUUACUUUAGUUGUGUAGUUGGUUUGUGUCUAGACCACUGUUCAAGUGAGUCUCUCAGUGUGUUUGUUCCCUUGUGGGAUUGUAUCGGGCUUGUAAACUCUUGCUUUUCGUUCAUUGGAGAUUUCUAUUGUUUGGGAAAAAAAUAACGGUAAAUCGACUACACGUGAAAAUCGGUUUUAACUGUCUGAAUAAUUUUUUUU
Molecule: messenger RNA, 3046 nt
Organism: Striga asiatica
Lineage: Eukaryota; Viridiplantae; Streptophyta; Magnoliopsida; Lamiales; Orobanchaceae
Source: the annotation of a GenBank genome assembly